This is a messenger RNA of Nematolebias whitei (Rio pearlfish), 3342 nucleotides long. It is a transcript of the gene pold1, whose product is annotated as polymerase (DNA directed), delta 1, catalytic subunit. Gene Ontology annotation, molecular function: DNA-directed DNA polymerase activity; 3'-5'-DNA exonuclease activity; nucleotide binding. The transcript has 27 exons. Gene Ontology annotation, cellular component: delta DNA polymerase complex. NCBI's taxonomy places the organism in Eukaryota, Metazoa, Chordata, Actinopteri, Cyprinodontiformes, Rivulidae. Bases 13 to 3330 code for a protein of 1105 amino acids. Gene Ontology annotation, biological process: nucleotide-excision repair, DNA gap filling; DNA-templated DNA replication; DNA replication proofreading. The record is from RefSeq and is a predicted model, not a curated record.
ACUUUAAGAGGCAUGGAUAUUAAAAGGCGCAAUGGUGGCCCUCACCUGGGUGGUGCUUCUCAGGCCAAGCGCGGUAAAACAGCUGGGGAAUGGGAGGACAGUCCAUCACAAUUUGAAGAGGAGUUAUCGAUGUUUGAUGACUUUGAGAUGGAUGCAGAGGAGAUGGAGGGGCAGGCUGGACAUGAUGUCAUUCCCGUGGGUGACCUUUUCUCAGCAGACCUUAACCCUCGUUGGCGUCGACCUCACGCCCCUACACUGAACCCAUCAUCAGAUACUUUGAUCUUCCAGCAGAUUGAUCUGGACUAUUAUUUGGGAGCUUCGGUGGCUGGCAUGCCUGGACAGUCACAAGGAAAAGUACCAAUCAUCAGGAUGUUUGGUGUAACAGACAGUGGCAACAGUGUGUGUUGUCAUGUUCAUGGCUUUGCACCUUAUUUCUAUGUUCCUGCACCAAAUGGAUUCACGUCUAAUUACCUGGGUGAAUUUAAAAAAGAGUUAAACUCUGCUGUUCUGAAGGACAUGCGUUCAAAUAAGGACAACAUCUCUGUCACUGUACUGGCUGUAGACAUCACCCGCAAAGAGAGUAUGUACGGUUACCAUGGGCAACAGACUCUGGAUUUCUUAAGGAUAACCAUGGCGAUGCCUCGUCUCAUCGCUCCUGCAAAGCGACUGCUUGAACAAGGCUUUAAGUUCGGUCCGUUCUCCAUCCAAAGUUACCCAUCCUAUGAGGCCAACAUAGAUUUUGAAAUCAGGUUUAUGGUGGACAGCGAUGUAGUGGGAUGCUGUUGGAUUGAACUUCCUAAAGGAAAGUACAAAGUGCGUGAGGAGACGGGCGCAGGGGACACAGAUUCUCAGACCCCAGGGAAGGUUUCUUUGUCUCAGUAUGAAGUGGAUGUUGGAUGGACAGACCUGAUUAGCCACCCUGCAGAGGGCGACUGGCAGAGGAUCGCACCACUUCGAGUCCUCAGCUUUGACAUAGAGUGUGCAGGAAGAAAGGGAAUCUUUCCAGAACCAGAUAAAGACCCUGUGAUUCAGAUAGCAUCGAUGGUCCAGUGCCAGGGCGAGACUGAACCCUUCAUUCGCACAGUGUUCACCCUCCAGUCCUGCACCAGCAUCAUUGGCUCUCAGAUAUUAUGCUUUACUCAGGAGAAACAGCUACUUCAGAGCUGGGCAGAGUUUUUGAGGACGGUUGACCCGGACAUUAUUACUGGAUACAACAUCCAGAACUUUGAUUUUCCCUACUUGCUCAACAGGGCAGCUGCUUUAAAGGUGAAUUACUUUCCAUACUUGGGUCGAAUGCGGGACAUCAAGUCAGUUCUGCGAGAGUCCAGUUUCCAGAGUAAACAAAUGGGUCGCAGGGAGAACAAGACCAUCAACAUGGAGGGCAGAGUUCAGUUUGAUCUGCUGCAGGUCCUUCUAAGGGAUUACAAAUUGCGUUCCUACACACUGAACGCUGUAAGUUUCCAUUUUCUGCAAGAGCAGAAGGAGGAUGUGCAACAUUCCAUCAUUACUGACCUGCAGAAUGGAAACGAACAAACGCGGCGGCGAUUGGCCGUCUACUGCCUGAAAGAUGCCUACCUCCCGCUGCGGCUGCUGCAGAAACUAAUGUGUGUGAUCAACUACAUGGAGAUGGCCAGAGUGACCGGAGUGCCUCUCACCUACUUGCUCUCAAGAGGACAGCAGAUCAAAGUUGUCUCUCAGCUGCUGCGACAGGCGAUGAAACAGGACCUGGUCAUGCCUGUUGUAAAGACAGAGGGUGGAGAGGACUACACCGGCGCAACUGUUAUUGAACCAGAGAAAGGAUAUUACAGUGUUCCAAUCACCACGCUUGACUUCUCCUCACUGUAUCCGUCCAUCAUGAUGGCCCACAAUCUGUGCUACACCACGCUGCUGCAGAAGGGCUCUGCGGAGAAACUGGGACUGUCGUCAGACGACUUUAUCAGGACUCCGACCUCUGAUCAGUUUGUAAAGAGUUCUGUGAGAAAAGGACUCCUUCCAGAGAUUUUGGAGAAUCUGCUGGCUGCCCGAAAAAGGGCCAAAGCAGAGCUGAAGAAAGAAACGGACCCUUUCAAGAAGCAAGUACUGGACGGCCGACAGCUGGCCCUUAAAAUCAGUGCAAAUUCUGUCUACGGCUUCACCGGGGCCCAGGUGGGCAAACUGCCCUGCUUGGAGAUCUCACAGAGUGUCACCGGGUUUGGGAGACAGAUGAUCGAGCGAACCAAACAGUUGGUUGAGUCCAAGUACACAAUUUCCAAUGGCUAUCAAGCUGAUGCUAAAGUCAUUUAUGGAGACACAGACUCCGUCAUGGUCAAGCUUGGAGUUCCAACUGUGAGGGAGGCUAUGGCUACUGGGAAGGAAGCAGCUGAGUGGGUGUCAUCUCAUUUUACACCCCCCAUCAAGCUGGAGUUUGAGAAGGUGUAUUACCCGUACCUGCUGAUUAAUAAGAAGCGCUACGCAGGGCUGUAUUUCUCCUCAAGUGCAGACACCCACGACAAGAUGGACUGCAAAGGCAUCGAGACGGUCCGCAGAGACAACUGCCCUCUGGUGGCCAACCUUAUCAACACUUGUCUGCAGAAAGUCCUCAUCGACAGGGAUCCUCAGGGUGCAGUGGAUCAUGCCAAAGAAGUGAUCUCAGACCUGCUCUGCAAUCGCAUCGACAUCAGCCAGCUCGUGAUCACAAAGGAGCUGACACGCACAGCCCAGGAGUACGCUGGCAAGCAGGCACAUGUGGAGCUGGCUGAAAGGAUGAGAAAAAGAGACGCGGGUAGCGCCCCGAACCUGGGAGACAGAGUCCCGUACGUCAUUAUCAAGGCUGCAAAGGGAGCAGCAGCUUACAUGAAGUCAGAGGAUCCGAUCUACGUGCUGGAGAACAACAUUCCCAUCGACACCCAGUACUACCUGGAGCAGCAGCUGUCCAAACCCCUGCUGAGAAUAUUUGAGCCCAUCUUGGGGGAGAGCAAGGCGGAGAGCGUCCUGCUGAAGGGUGACCACACGCGCUGUAAAACCGUGCUGACCUCAAAGAUCGGAGGCCUCAUGGCGUUUGCCCAGAAGAGAAGCACCUGCAUCGGCUGCAAAGCUGUCCUCAAGACUGAUGCGGCUGUGUGUGAUUUCUGCAAGAGAAAGGAGUCGGAGCUGUAUCAGAAAGAGAUCUUUCAUCUGAAUACGUUGGAGGAGCGAUUCUCUCGUCUGUGGACUCAGUGUCAGCGCUGCCAGGGCUCCCUCCACGAGGAUGUGCUCUGCACCAGUCGUGACUGUCCCAUCUUCUACAUGAGGAAGAAGGUUCAGAAAGAUCUGGAUGACCAGAGCAAGCUGGUGUCUCGUUUUGGAUGGUGAGAUGGGCGCACU